Panicum hallii is the source of this 570-nucleotide messenger RNA. Its product is annotated as BTB/POZ and MATH domain-containing protein 2-like. NCBI's taxonomy places the organism in Eukaryota, Viridiplantae, Streptophyta, Magnoliopsida, Poales, Poaceae. The coding region runs from base 1 to 570 and encodes 189 amino acids. The transcript has a single exon. Gene Ontology annotation, biological process: protein ubiquitination. The record is from RefSeq and is a predicted model, not a curated record. Gene Ontology annotation, molecular function: protein binding.
AUGUCGUCGGGACCGGCCCCCACGUCGCUGCUGCCGUUCGGGCGGCUCGCUCCCGGGGUGCUGUCCGGCUCGGCGACGCGCGCGCGGCAGGCCACCGGCACGCACCUGCAACGGAUCGACGGGUACUCGCUCGUGGACGGGGCGGUGGCCACCGGCACGGCCGUCCGGUCCAGCCGGUUCCUCGUCGGCGGCCACCAGUGGGAGCUCCUCUACUACCCCAACGGCGUCAACUACCUGCACCGCGGCUUCGUCUCCGUCGACCUCGCGCUCGCCGGCUGCGGCGAGCCCACGGCCACGGCCACGGCCUCGUACCGGGUGACCAUCCUCGACUACGCCGGCAACGCGGUGCACAGCCGGAUCGUGGGGCCGCGCGCCUUCGACCGCCGCGCUUCAACAUGGACCGGCGUGGAGGAGCUCGUCGCGACGGAGGAGCUCGCGAAGACGGCGCCGUUCCUCAUCAAGGACGACCGCCUCAACGUGCGGUGCGACGUCGCCGUGCUCGUGGUGGAGACGAAGACCCGCAACAAGUGGUUCAUGCAACUCGACCGCGCCAUCAAUGGGUUUCGUUAG